GCGACACCACUUCUCCAACGAUUCCCGAGGUAUCAAGGCAAUGAUAACCACUAUCGCACCAGGGCUGUUGUCAGCUUGCUUCUUCUAAUACUGCUAUCUGGCAUUGUCAUUGGCACAUAUCUCCUGAUCAUCCAAAGCAGAUCAGAGAAUGUGCUACCUCCAAUUGAAGAGCCGGAGCGUUAUGUUAGCCGUCUUCAAUGGGAUAAGAAUAAGGAAGUUAAUCAGUUAAAUCUUGUGCCACAGUUGAAGAAAGAUACUGUCAUCAUUGUUCAAACGGAUACAGAACAAUGUGACGGUAUAAAAACUUGUUCUAUGCUACUGAACUCAAUGCAGGAAAAUGGAACUCUUCUGCAAUAUAACUUCUUGGUGUCACCCGAUGGAGAGAGCUUUGAAGCACUGGGAUGGCGAAGAAAUUCAAUCAUUUUUCCCAAGUACUCUACAAAUGCUUUAGUCCUGGCAUUUAUAGGUAAUUACACACAAGAAGCACCGUCAUCUGCUCAAGUUAUGCAAGCCAAAAUAUUUCUAGAAAACUCCAUAAGUCAGGAACAUUUAGAUUUAAAUUUCAAUAUAAUCGGUAAAAAGACUAAAGAGUUUCCAAAAUAUUUGUUCUUAGAGUUAAGUAAAUUGCCGCAAUGGAAUAAACAGCUCUCCGAUAUGGAUUGAGCUGAAUUGUUAUUGUGAUUACGUAUUUGUUAUGUUCUCAAGUUGUCAAUGAAUCUCUAUAUAAGGAGUUAUUAGAUUUUAUUUUAAGUCAUAAACGUAAUAUAAGAAAAACUUUAGUGAGAUUAAAAAUGUUAUUUUUCGUUAUGUUUAUUUUAUUUUUAUAUGAUUUUUUUUUACUUUAUUUGUGGAUACAUGGGCGUUACAGCAGGCUGUUGGAUAUGUCUGAGUGCUGUUAUGUCGGAGUAGGAGAGUCUCGGCCGUUUUGUGUUG
Molecule: messenger RNA, 933 nt
Organism: Papilio xuthus (Asian swallowtail)
Lineage: Eukaryota; Metazoa; Arthropoda; Insecta; Lepidoptera; Papilionidae
Product: peptidoglycan-recognition protein SB2-like
Exons: 4
Coding region: 313-663 (116 amino acids)
Biological process (GO): peptidoglycan catabolic process
Molecular function (GO): N-acetylmuramoyl-L-alanine amidase activity
Source: RefSeq, a predicted model, not a curated record